GCCACGCUCAAGUUCCGGUUCCGCCUGUUCCGGGCCACUGGCGUAUCUCGCGUAACCGCGCUGUGCACGUGUGUUCUCCGGGUUCGUGUUGCGGUAGCCAUGGACGCUUUGGAUCGAGUUGUAAAGCCAAAAACGAAACGAGCCAAGAGAUUCCUUGAGAAGAGAGAACCGAAACUUAGUGAAAAUGUUAAAAAUGCUAUGCUGAUUAAAGGGGGAAAUGCAAAUUUACUGGUGACACAAGUACUUAGAGAUGUGUAUGCAUUGAAAAAACCAUAUGGCGUUCUGUAUAAAAAGAAAAACAUUACAAGACCAUUUGAGGAUCAGACAUCAUUGGAAUUCUUUUCAAAGAAGUCAGAUUGCUCUUUAUUCAUGUUUGGCUCCCAUAAUAAGAAGAGGCCAAAUAAUCUAGUAAUAGGUCGUAUGUAUGACUACCACGUGCUCGAUAUGAUCGAAUUAGGUAUUGAGAAGUUUGUCUCUCUAAAAGACAUCAAGAAUAGUAAAUGUCCUGAGGGAACAAAACCCAUGUUAAUAUUUGCUGGUGAUGAUUUUGAUGUAACAGAAGACUACAGAAGGCUAAAAAAUCUUCUUAUUGAUUUCUUCAGAGGCCCCACAGUAUCAAAUAUCCGCCUGGCUGGUUUAGAGUAUGUUCUGCACUUCACUGCACUGAAUGGGAAGAUUUACUUUCGAAGCUACAAGUUGCUGUUGAAGAAGUCUGGUUGUAAGACACCAAGGAUUGAAUUGGAAGAGAUGGGGCCCUCAUUGGAUCUGGUUCUGAGGAGGACACAUCUGGCGUCAGAUGAUCUUUACAAAUUAUCUAUGAAAAUGCCAAAAGCCCUCAAGCCAAAGAAGAAGAAAAAUGUCUCCCAUGACACUUUUGGCACAACUUAUGGAAGGAUUCAUAUGCAGAAGCAAGACCUAAGCAAACUACAAACCAGGAAAAUGAAGGGGUUGAAGAAGCGACCUGCAGAAAGGAUAACAGAAGACCAGGAGAAAAAAUCAAAGAGAAUUAAAAAAAAUUGAUGGAACUAGCCAAUAACUGCAGUGUUAUUGUAGUCUGUUUACCUAAUAGAGUUAUCAAGCAUCA
Messenger RNA from Neofelis nebulosa (Clouded leopard), 1084 nucleotides. RefSeq names its product ribosome production factor 2 homolog (gene RPF2). Gene Ontology annotation, molecular function: rRNA binding. Gene Ontology annotation, cellular component: nucleolus. The record is from RefSeq and is a predicted model, not a curated record. Lineage: Eukaryota; Metazoa; Chordata; Mammalia; Carnivora; Felidae. The coding region runs from base 100 to 1020 and encodes 306 amino acids. The transcript has 10 exons. Gene Ontology annotation, biological process: maturation of LSU-rRNA from tricistronic rRNA transcript (SSU-rRNA, 5.8S rRNA, LSU-rRNA); ribosomal large subunit assembly.